Messenger RNA from Caenorhabditis angaria, 1688 nucleotides. The record is from the annotation of a GenBank genome assembly. Lineage: Eukaryota; Metazoa; Nematoda; Chromadorea; Rhabditida; Rhabditidae.
AUGGAUCAAGAAGCUUGCCUUGCAAUUGAAGACGAUGAAAGUUGCUCAUCUUAUUCGAUGGAAAACGUGGCAAUGUCGGCUGGAGAAUAUUUGAAACAAGUUAGAGAAACUCGAAAAUAUUGUGAAGAUGUUGUGAGAAUUGAUGGAAGAAAUUUGAAAAUAAAACAAAAUGGAAAAAAGUGGGAAGGAACAAAGGGAUUGAAUUUGAAAGAGGAAAAUGUCGAGUGUCAGGUUGGGAAUUUUAAAACAUUUGAAAUUAUUAGAAAUUAAAAAAAAAAUAUCUUUCAAAUUUGAUUUUCAUUGUCCCAGCUAAAUUUAAAAAUUUAGAGUUUCUACCUUUGAAACAAUAAUUCAAUGUUGUGAACUCUUCAAUUCUUUUUUCCCAAUAAAGUUUUCCAAAUAAAAAUAUAACAAUGUUCUAUGUGAACUCCAUUUAUCCUUUAACAAACCCAAAUUUUUCAGACUUCCCUGGUUCCCUCAAAAGAAUGGCAAGAAGCGAAAAGCCACGAUUUCGCUUCAAAACGCGAUCAACUUGAAGAAUUUCGAAAAACCGGAAAAAUUCGAGCGAUUCAGCUGAAGUUACCAAGAAUGUCGGAAGAAGAAGAAUGGCAUCAAUUUUUAUUGGAAAAAUGCGCCCCAAAAGCGGAAAGUUUGAAAUCGAAAUUCGAAAAUCAUGUUGGAACACCGCCUGCGUUGUCUGUGGUUUUUGGAUUUGCUCCGAGAACUGUGAGUUUGGGGGAAGGGGGGGGGCGAAAUGGCAGGGAGUUGGUUUACUGGAAAUUGGGAAAAGCCAAAUUUGAGAAAAUAAAUUAUCCUAAACAUUUCUAAGCAAACAAAGAAAAAUUUAGCUCUUUUAUUUGUUCCGUCUGAAAAAUUAUUUAUCCCUGAAAAGUUAUCUAUUUCUAAAAAAUUCAAUUUUCGGAGUGACUUCUACUUUUUCAAAUUUCAUGAGGAUCAUUUCUUUCUGUUACAAAUGAGAGAGGAGGUUUGAAUUCUGGAAUGAAAUUCAGCUUCAUCUGAAACAUGAAAUUGAAGAUGUUUUGUUUCACCUAAUUUCUCUUUCAAAUUCAGGUCAACGAACUCAUCACAUAUUUGGUUGAAUGGUCCGAAUCUGAAGGACUUACUCGACCAAUUCGAGAAUGGAUCUUUGCUUUGAUUCUAGUUGUACAAUUACCUCUACUUCCUGAUGUUAUUUCAUCGCUUCGAGAUCUUGUCAAAAUUUGCAAGUUAGUUUUUUUUAGUUUUUGAGAAAAUUGAAGGCUCUGGCAAAGUUCUAAAUCUAUUGAUUUAAAAAAAUGGCAUGGAAAUUAAAUCAAGAAACGUAUGACGUGGAAAUCAAGGAAAUUCGAAUUUUGAUUCAAAAAAGUUGAGAGAAAUUGUAUAAAAAAUUCUGUACCUUCAAAAAAAAACAGUAUGUACUCAAAAUUUGAAAAUAUUGUCCAUGAAACAAGUUACAGUAUUCAAAACAGCAGGCAUAUGUAAUAGUUCUCCUGUCUACGUCAGAAAUAUCGAAGUCCUAGGCAUUUGUGAUAUUUUUUCCAAAUCAAUAGUCCGACUUGAUAAGAGUUUUAUUUUCUAGAAAAGUUCGAUCUACACUGUCAGCUGAUCGAAUAGACGAAUCCAACGAGUUUUCAAUGUUUAUCGCGGUUGUUAGUUUGUUUUUCAAUCAGAAAGAUUUGACUGAUUGA